This is a messenger RNA of Plectropomus leopardus (leopard coralgrouper), 5163 nucleotides long. It is a transcript of the gene sec24d, whose product is annotated as SEC24 homolog D, COPII coat complex component. Gene Ontology annotation, cellular component: endoplasmic reticulum exit site; COPII vesicle coat. NCBI's taxonomy places the organism in Eukaryota, Metazoa, Chordata, Actinopteri, Perciformes, Serranidae. Gene Ontology annotation, biological process: intracellular protein transport; endoplasmic reticulum to Golgi vesicle-mediated transport; COPII-coated vesicle cargo loading. The record is from RefSeq and is a predicted model, not a curated record. Gene Ontology annotation, molecular function: zinc ion binding; SNARE binding.
GUGCUUUGGUGGAGUUUGACGUGGCACUCUGCUUUCACUGAGAGCAAUAGACAGUGAAGAGGACUCUGCCCAAUAGUCAGCUUAACAGGUUGUCAGAACUCAUUCAUUCUGGCAUGAGAAGACAGUAACAUCCCAUCAACAUGAGUCAACAGGGUUAUGUUGCUGCACCCCCAUACUCCCAGGCCCAGCCAGGGAUGGGGGGCUACCAAAGUGGAUUUGGAGCUGGUCCUGCUCAGUCCCUCUAUGGGCACUAUGGGGGACCGCCUCAGGCAUUCAGCGCUCCACCAACAGGUAUGAUGAAAUCCCCAGUUUCCUCUGCUGCUGGUAUGCCUCCGCCUCCAGUGUCCGGUCAGUACAACCCAAAUGUCCAGCAGAAUGGCGCACAUCCGCAAAGAUACCCUGCUCCACCAGCUGUUUCUGCUCCUUAUGGACAACCUCCUCAGUCUGCAUACAACAACAUGGCCUCUGCAGCCCCACCUCCUGCCCAGCAGCUCACCAAUCAGAUGGGUGCUAUGAAUUUAGGCAACUAUGCCUCAGGUCCCAUGCAGAGCCCUCCUCCAACAAGCUCUGUAGCCCAGCAGCCUUUCCAAAGACCCCCUCCUCCAACGAUGGGCCAGCCACAGAUGCCUCCAGGCCCGCAGUCCCCCCAAAUGUCUUCCCAGAUGUCUCCACCACAGUCACCCCCAGCAAGCAUGCCAAUGGCCGGCCCACCGAUGGCCGGCCCACCGAUGGCCGGCCCACCGAUGGCCGGUCCACCGAUGGCUGGUCCACCGAUGGCAGGCCCACAGAUGUCAAGCCCGCCGAUGGCAGGCUCUCCAAUGGCAGGCCCACCUAUGGCAGGAAUGGGCAGACCCUUUCCGGGGCCACCUCCUCCAGGCCCCGGAGGUUUCCAGCAGCCUGGUCCUGGAGCUGCUGGUCCACCAGGAUAUCCACAGCAAACAGGUCAGUUUGGGGGACACAUGGCUGGGCCCCAGCCAGGCAUGCCAGGGGCCUUCCCUGGAUCACCAGGUGGACUGGCAGGACCACCUCAGAAGAAACUAGACCCUGACUCGAUCCCCAGCAUAACUCAAGUCAUUGAGGAUGAUCGAGUCAAACAAGGGGGGCAGGUCUACAGCACAAACAUCAGAGGACAGGUUCCACCUCUGGUCACCACUGACUUCACAGUCGAGGACCAAGGCAACGCCAGUCCGAGGUUCAUACGCUGCACCACUUACUCUCUACCUUGCACCGCCGAUCUGGCCAAACAGUGCCAAGUGCCCCUGGCCUCCAUCAUUAAACCCUUUGCCAGUUUGCCAAAGAAUGAGACUCCUCUAUAUGUUGUGAACCAUGGUGAGACGGGCCCCAUCCGCUGCAAUCGAUGCAAGGCCUACAUGUGUCCCUACAUGCAGUUUAUAGACGGGGGUCGACGCUACCAGUGUGGUUUCUGCAACUGUGUAAAUGAAGUGCCAGUCUUCUAUUUCCAACAUCUUGACCACAUGGGCCGGAGGGUGGACUUCUAUGAAAAACCUGAGCUGUCACUGGGAUCCUACGAGUUUGAAGCCACUCUGGACUACUGCAAGAACAACAAGCGUCCAAAUCCUCCUGCUUACAUCUUUAUGAUUGACGUGUCCUAUAACAACAUUAAAAGUGGACUGGUCAAACUGAUAUGUGAUGAGCUAAAGACUCUGCUGGAGCAUCUGCCCAGUGAGGCAGGUAUGGAGAGCUCUGCCAUCAAGGUUGGCUUUGUCACCUACAACAAGGUCCUCCACUUCUACAACGUGAAGAGCGCUUUGGCCCAGCCCCAGAUGAUGGUGGUUUCGGACACAGCUGAGAUGUUUGUCCCACUGCUCGAUGGCUUCCUCGUCAACUAUCAGGACUCAAGGGCUGUUAUCUACAACCUCCUGGACCAGAUCCCUGAUAUGUUUGCAGACACCAACGAGAGUGAAACGGUCUUUGCUCCUGUCAUCCAGGCCGGCGUGGAGGCAUUCAAGGCUGCAGAAUGUAGCGGAAAGCUCUUCAUCUUCCAGUCCUCCAUGCCCACUGCUGAGGCUCCUGGCAAACUCAAGAACAGAGAUGACAAAAAGCUGGUCAACACGGAGAAAGAGAAAAUCCUGUUCCAGCCCCAGAAAGGAGUGUAUGAGCAGCUGUCUAAGGACUGUGUGGCACAGGGCUGCUGUGUGGAUCUCUUCCUCUUUCCCAGCCAGUAUGUGGACGUGGCAACCAUGGCUGAUGUGCCUUCGCACACCGGAGGCUCUGUCUACAAGUACAACAACUUCCAGGUGGAGACUGAUGGAGAGCAUUUCCUCAGAGAUCUGAGAAAAGAUGUGCAGAAGAGCAUCGGAUUCGAUGCCAUCAUGCGCGUUCGUACCAGCACAGGUUUCAGAGCCACUGAGUUCUUUGGUGCCAUCCAUAUGAACAACACCACAGAUAUAGAGAUGGCAGCUGUGGACUGUGACAAGGCUGUGACCGUAGAGUUCAGGCACGACGACACACUCAGUGAGGAGACUGGGGCACUCAUGCAGUGUGCCUUGCUGUACACCACCAUCAGCGGACAGCGACGUCUCCGCAUCCACAAUCUCAGUCUGAACUGCAGCUCGCAGUUGUCGGAGCUGUACAAGAGCUGUGAGACCGACUCACUCAUCAACUUCUUUGCCAAAUCAGCUUGCCGUGCCAUAUUAAACCAGCCCCUAAAGAAUGUCAGGGAAAUCCUGGUCAACCAGACGGCCCACAUGCUGGCGUGCUACAGGAAGAACUGUGCCAGCCCCUCCGCUGCCAGCCAGCUGAUCCUGCCUGACGCCAUGAAGGUGUUUCCGGUCUACAUGAACAGCCUGAUGAAAAAUGCUCCCCUGGUCGGCAGCACAGAGCUGUCAACAGAUGAGAGAGCGCAUCAAAGGCUGUCGAUCAUGGCAAUGGGGGUGGAGGACACACAGCUGCUGCUGUACCCACGCCUCACCCCACUGCACAACAUUGAUGUCAGCAGUGAGGCUCUGCCUGCUCAAGUGCGCUGCUCGGAGGAGCGUCUGACAGACUCUGGCAUGUUUCUGCUGGAAAACGGCCACUCCAUGUUUCUGUGGCUGGGCCAAGCGAGCCCUCCGGACCUCAUCCAGAGCAUCUUUAACCUGCCCUCCCUCGCCCACCUGCAAGGACACAUGUGUGCGCUGCCAGAACUGGACAACCCAUUGUCAAAAAAGGUCCGAUCCAUCAUUAGUGGCCUGCUUGAAAACAGGCCAAACUCUAUGAAGCUCCAAAUUGUAAGGCAGAAAGACAAACCAGAGAUGCUGUUCCGUCAGUUCCUGGUGGAGGAUAAAGGCCUGCACGGUGGAGCUUCCUACAUGGACUUCCUUUGCUACGUUCACCGAGAGAUCAGGCAGCUGCUCACUUAACCCCCUCAUCACUGUUUCCUCUUCCUCUCUGGCCUGGGAGAAACACGGCAUCUAACGGACCACGCACAAACCUCACAGGGUCAGUCUCAGUUGGCUUCAUUUGACGGUCGACAGAAAGAAACUUUAAGGGUUUUACGAAGACAGAAGAAGGAACCGGGAAAGCCUUUUGAGAUUUGAGAGUCCAAAGCUGCCUUUCCAAAAUGCUUUAGUGUACACACAGUAUGAUCAUCAAAUAACCACUUGUCACCUGAGGAACCUCCAAGUAAAACACAGACAACACAUCCAGCAUUUCCCGCACAGAUGCUCUGCGUGAUGGACUGCGGAGACGGGAAUGACAUCAGCGUCUGAGGCUGAAAUGCACUUUGGCAUAAAGCCCACGUCCAUAAGCAAUACACCAUAUUUCUCAACACUCAAUUGAGUUUUACAUUUUAUUUUGCAGAUUUACAGGAUCAAGACAAGGGGUUAUUUGUGGGCAAUACUGUAGACGUUCACUUUGAAACUCAAUAAAGCCUGCCAGUCUUUGUUAUACGUGACUUUCUCCCAUGAAGACUGAAUAUGUAGAGUCCCAGUAACUCAUUUUAAAACCGUCUUUAAAAAUUUCUUUUUAAAAAAUUAAUACUCAAAAUUUAAAAUAUAAGACUUGUAGAGGCUUUUAACUUUCACAUUGUUGCUUUCCUUAGUGGAAAAUUUACCAAAAUAAGCAUACACACAAGUAGUGUAUACACAGUACUAGGUAUUCAUAAUUUAGCAGAAACGAUGCAGCUGCUGCCGAGACUGAAAAUUAUUCCUGUCAUUACACCAUAAGUGAUUCAAAGCAUUUAAUUUGCACCACAAAAAAAAAAAAAAAAAUCAGAUUCUUUGACCAUUUAUAGUAGAGACUGGAUUUUCGCUGUGUGCGGUGACGCAGAAAACAUUUUGUUUUGGUGUGCGGAGAUUACAAUAAAUGAACACAGCUGUUGCUCUACAUGAAGAACACACUCGUGUCUGGAUGAAAAAUGCCACUUAUUUUUUCUACACUUAAAAAAAAAAAAAGAAUGGACUACAAAUGGUGCAUAGAGGCAUCAGAGGGAGCAAAAAGGGCCCAGAUAUUAUUCUGUUCCAUAAAACUCACACAACAGUCAAACAGUGAUCUGCUCUUUGUUGGGAGUGAAUUAUUUUGAGAAAUACUUCCCAAAAACCUAUACCAAUGCCAUAUUAUGAGUAAAAGUGCCACCCUGCAAAUCUGACUUGUGCCCAUAGUGUCAGUAAAAUAAAAUCCGGAUCAUCAGAUUUUUAGUAUGAAAAGCUCUUUGUUUGACCUGAGUUCAGUAAAAUCUUGCACAACUGUCUGCUAUGUUGAUAUGUAACAUUUCAUUCUUGGGUGUCAGUGCAGCAAGCAUCAUAUUGUAUUACUUUGCUUGUUUAAAUAGAGGUUUUUGCCUCUGUGUAAUUCAUGUAUACAUCUGAUAAAUAUUUGAGUGUAUUUGUGGCCGGCAAAAGUCUUUUUGUACAUGAAAUACACAACUUGUGUUUAGAAAUAUGACCACCUGCCUUAAGUUGAUAAAAUAGUUGUUAUAUGUUCCGAGUAUGUAUGUCCCAGAAGUCAAUGGCUGAUUUCAGUCUUUUUGGUUUGUAUGCAAACUUAUCUCAGGUAAUUUGAGUACCUUACUAUUUUACGUCAGAAGAAGUGAUUUCAUUUGAACUGGAAAGAUGGACAGUUGUUUUCUGAGUUGACCUAUGGACGUUCACGGGCUUGGCGUGCCAUGAAUAUUUUAUUCCAAACCCUCAACAAAUUUUGUCUGAAUUAAAUUCUUGACAUAAA